GACGCGUUUGCGGCCUGGGCUGGUUCUGGCGCCGAGGGCGCCGCCAGCCCCGCGGAGGUGGCGGUCCUCGAGGUGGCCGACUCCGAGCCCGAGGGCGCGGCGGCGGGCGAGGCACCCGCGGACGGCGGGCUGCUCUUCGACGAGGGCGCGCCCGAAGGCGAGGCGGAGCCCUCGGUGCCCGCCGCUGGGCAGCGGGCGGAGCGGCUGCGCGCGCUGCUGGCGGGCGGCGCCUGCGAGCGGCUCGGGCUCGGCUACGAGGACCUGCUCGCCGAGCUGGCCGCCGCGGCCCACCAGGCCGGGCCCGUGGCGUCCGCCUGCCCCGCCUCGGCGGCGCCGCCGCCGCGCCCUGCCCCGCCCGCGGCCUUCGCCCCUCGCGCCUCGCGACGGCGUGACGCCGCUGGUGCGGCCGCGGACGCUGGACAGGCAGGUGCGGCUCGCGCUGCACUUCCGCUGGUGGCCGUGACUGGGGGCUGCGCUGGUCCUCGCGAUGGUGCGCCCGCCGGGCCGCCGUCCGAGGCGAGCAUCGACGAUGAGUGGGCGGACGGGGCGCGUCCCGCGCAGCCGGUGGAGCGGGAUGCCAUGGCAGUGGGCGUGCUGAAGCCGGAGCUUGCGCCACCUGCGGAUGUGUCGUCCGCCCUGGUGCCCGCUGCUGCUGCUGUUGCUGCUGCUGCUGCUGCGGCCGCUGCUCCGACGCCCGCGGUGGCUGGCAAGUGCGCGGCGGUCGUCGCGGAGCUCCUGGCCAUCUUGUCGAACCCGUCCGUGGACGCGGUGAUCUUCGGCGCCCUCGGCUGGGACGAGAAGCGCCUCCCCGUGCUGCUCGACACGCUGAAGAGGUCGCGCCACGGGGGCAUGGCCCCGACCGUGGCGCGGCCUGCGCCGUUUUGCGCCCUCAGGGCACUCCGUGCUGGGUCAAGCCAGGACGCGGACUUUUACAAGGACGUCUCAAACUGGAACACCGCACUGCGCGUCGCGGGGGAGUUGAGGUCGACUUCCAUCGAGUUGGCAGCCUAA
This is a messenger RNA of Prorocentrum cordatum, 1011 nucleotides long. Lineage: Eukaryota; Dinophyceae; Prorocentrales; Prorocentraceae. The record is from the annotation of a GenBank genome assembly.